CCCUUUUCCCUUCCGCUGAUGGCCGGUACGUAGGGUGCGAGUGGGAGCGUGCGCGGCCGCUCGAGCGCCGAUGGCGGCGCCCGCAGUCCCCACGCCGCGGUACGAGCAUGUGGGGCCGCGCGGCCGUUUCCGGGACGUGUACGAGCCGGCCGAGGACACCUUCCUGCUGCUGGACGCCCUGGAGCGGGAUGCGGCCCUGCUCCGGCAGGCGGGGAUCGACAUCUGCCUUGAAAUAGGGUCUGGGUCUGGCGUGGUUUCAGCAUUCCUAGCUUCCAUCAUUGGAGCCAGUGCGCUCUACCUAUGUACAGAUAUCAAUCCUAUGGCAGCUUACUGUACACUGGAGACAGCUCAGCUGAACAACGUCCACCUUCAGCCAGUCAUUACUGACUUGGUCAAAGGACUGUCACCAAGAUUAAACGGGAUGGUUGAUCUACUGCUCUUUAAUCCACCAUAUGUGGUAACACCUUCUGAAGAGGUGCAAAGCCAUGGAAUAGAGGCAUCCUGGGCUGGUGGCAAAAAGGGCAGAGAAGUUAUGGACAGAGUUUUCCCAUUGGUAGCAGACUUGCUUUCAACAGGAGGAUUAUUCUACUUGGUCACAAUUAAAGAAAAUAAUCCAGAUGAAAUUCUGGAAACAAUGACGAAACAUGGCUUAGAAGGCACACGACUGCUUUCCAGACAAGCAGGACAAGAGAUGCUUACUAUCCUCAAAUUUAGGAAGCCUGGAUAACUGUUUUUAUUACAUAUUCUAGGCAUGCAGAAGAUCAGUUACAGAGUACUGAAGCUGUCAAGUCAGUUUUUAAGUCAGAAUUGGAGGAGGUGCAAUAAUCAGGAAGUGAGGAUGCAAUUAAACUGAUCAAGACUGUCCUUAUUUUUAUUAAGCAUGUCAGCCAGCUUUGAUCUGGUUGUCAGGUACAGCUGUUCUCUGGCUAUCUGCAGGAGAGGUGGGAGUGAACUGGAAGAUACCAUAACGCAUCACGUUUUGCAUUUCGCUACUUUUACAAGUAGGAGUUUGUGUAUUUAUUUUUGUGGCUUAUUAAAAGAACGUACAUACUUGA
Messenger RNA from Gallus gallus (chicken), 1055 nucleotides. It is a transcript of the gene N6AMT1, whose product is annotated as N-6 adenine-specific DNA methyltransferase 1 (putative). Gene Ontology annotation, molecular function: S-adenosylmethionine-dependent methyltransferase activity; protein methyltransferase activity; nucleic acid binding. Gene Ontology annotation, biological process: methylation. The transcript has 6 exons. The record is from RefSeq and is marked validated. Gene Ontology annotation, cellular component: eRF1 methyltransferase complex. Bases 71 to 727 code for a protein of 218 amino acids. Lineage: Eukaryota; Metazoa; Chordata; Aves; Galliformes; Phasianidae.